This is a messenger RNA of Diaporthe batatas, 1401 nucleotides long. RefSeq lists its product as uncharacterized. Gene Ontology annotation, molecular function: FAD binding; monooxygenase activity. NCBI's taxonomy places the organism in Eukaryota, Fungi, Ascomycota, Sordariomycetes, Diaporthales, Diaporthaceae. The coding region runs from base 1 to 1386 and encodes 461 amino acids. The transcript has a single exon. The record is from RefSeq and is a predicted model, not a curated record.
AUGAGUUCGACUCCGCCCACAUCACACCCGCGAAUUCUCAUCGCAGGCGCCGGCAUCGGCGGCCUCACAACCGCCCUCACACUGCACGCCGCCGGCUUCACAGAUAUUCACAUAUUCGAGGCCGCGUCAUCUCUGACAAACUUGGGGGUGGGCAUUAACGUCCAGCCUUCUGCAGUACUCAUCCUGCGGAAUCUCGGCCUCCUGGCAGCUCUGGAAAGGAUUGGUGUAGAGACGCAAGAGCUGAACUUCUACAACCGCCAUGGGGACAGCAUCCUGAGUGAGCCACGAGGCAAGCACGCCGGAUACACAGUGCCACAGUUCAGCGUCCAUCGGGGCGAUUUCCAGCUCUUCCUCCUGGAGGCGGUGCAGGCGCGUCUUAGCAGCGCUAGAAUUCAUCUGGGACAUGCCUUGGCAUCCUGGGACCAGACCGACGGCGGAGAUACCAUCACGGCCCAUUUCGUCCGCCGCGAACGGCCCGCCCGCGCAGUCAACGGGGACGAAAACGCAAACGUGUAUCCGUCUGGGGGCCAGGCCGAGAUCCCCAGCAUGACCGGCUCCUUGCUCAUCGCAGCUGACGGCAUCAACAGCACCGCUCGUCGCCUGCUCUACCCGGAUGAGGGACCCCCACGAUUUUCCGGUCGGAUCCUCUGGCGCGGGUGCACCGAGCGAGACCCGUACCUGACUGGGGCAAGUAUGAUAUGGGCGGGCCACGCCAACCAGAAAUUCAUCGCAUACCCCAUAGGCAGGCGGGGGUCGAACAAGGAGAAGUCGAUGGUCAACUGGAUCGCCGAGCUGCGGGUUCGCGAUCAGGGAGACCCCGAUACCACGCCGCCGGUCACGGACUGGACCAAGUCUGUGGAAAAGAGCAUAUUCCAGGGCCCAUUCGAGGGCUGGACAUGCGGUGGUCUCAAGAUCGUAGAGGACCUGAUAGAGCCGACGGAACAUGUCUACGAGUUUCCGAUGUGUGACCGCGAGCCCAUCGACAGGUGGAGCUUUGGUAGAAUGACUCUGCUGGGCGAUGCUGCGCAUGCCAUGUACCCUAUCGGCAGCAAUGGCGCCAGUCAAGCCAUUAUUGACGCCGAGACGUUGGCGUCGUGUCUUUCGGAUUGUCUCGAAAAUAUACCAGCAGCAUUGACAAGAUAUCAGGAGAUAAGGCUCCCACCAACAGCAAAGAUCGUAUACGCAAACAGGGCAAACGGGCCAGAUCACGUGUUGCAGCUUGCAGAGGAGAGGGCGCCUGACGGGUUCGAGGACGUUUACAGUGUCAUACCAAGGGAAGAGCUGGAAUCCGUCGGCGCAAAGUACAAGGCUGUCGCUGGUUUCGAGAUGGAGGCUGUCAACGUAAGAGCAAGGGAAACCGAGCAUUUGGCGGCCAGAUGGGCUUGAGCCGAGCCGCAGUAC